Molecule: messenger RNA, 1764 nt
Organism: Mytilus trossulus (common blue mussel)
Lineage: Eukaryota; Metazoa; Mollusca; Bivalvia; Mytilida; Mytilidae
Exons: 2
Coding region: 115-1764 (549 amino acids)
Molecular function (GO): zinc ion binding; protein binding
Source: RefSeq, a predicted model, not a curated record
CAUACAUUAAAUAAAGAUACGAUAACUACGUAUUUUUUGUCUUCAAGAUCCAGUAUUACAUAUUAAGAAGAAUUCGUAGUACUGUUCUCAUUUAAAUCCAUCAGAAGGUUUACUAUGGCAUCAGCUAGUUUCUGUGAUCCUUGCUAUGAAGCUAAUAAGUCAUUAACAGCAACAAAAUAUUGCUCUGACUGCGAAGAAAGACUUUGUACAAAAUGUGCAGAAUCACAUUGCAGAUUCAAAGCUUUCAAAUAUCACCAUGUUAUCGACCUGUCGUCCAUUGGAUCCAAUAAACUUAUAUCAGCGAUGAAAAACUGCAAAGUCCAUCCAGAAAUGGUUUUAGAUUAUUACUGCACAGACCAUGAGAUCGUAUGCUGUAGAUCCUGCAUAUCUAAUGAACACAGGGUUUGUCAGAACGUACUCCCAUUGGAACUGGCCUCGAAGUAUGUUAGAAAGUCUGCACUGUUUAACGAUGUUAUGGAAGACAUAACGCAUCUUAUCACAACAUUGAAAGCUUUAGACAAUAACAGACAGUCAAACUUACAAUCAAUGGAGAAAUCCAAAUCAACAAUAACCAAGCAGAUCCGAGCAGUGAAAUCCAAAUUUUUGAAACAAAUUGACGAUUUGGAGCGUGAAUUAACAACCACUUUAUCAUCUCUCCAACGAAAACAUGAAAUCGAAAUCAACAAACAAAAGCAAGAAAUAUCGCAAGUUUUGGUCAAUGUCAUAGAAAAAAAAACCGAGAUGGAUUUUUUGAGUGAUCAUGGAUCUAAGAAUCAGCUCUUUAUAUUCCUACGCCAACAAGUAACAAAUAUUCAUAGUGCUGAGGCAAAGAUUCAGCAGAUAGUAUCUGAUUCACAAGAAUUCGAUAUAACCUUUGACGAAAAGAAAGAUGGUAAGCUUGAGUCUCUCGGGUCACUAUCAGAGUAUGUUCAACAAUGUCAAGUUCAAUACAAACCAAAGAAAUUUCAACAAGCCCAGAUAAAGGCGGAACCAAUGAAAAACAUUCUAGGGUUUGAGAAGGAUACAGUAUUGAAACUCAAUACUGAUGUGGUUAACACUCUUAUUAGUGUAUCAGUGACAGAUAAUAAUAAGCUCCUCAUUACUAAUAGAGCAUCAUCCGAUCCCAAACUCUAUGUUUACAGAGACUGUAAAGAUUAUGAGACAGAUAUAACUUUUUCCUCCGAACCUCAUAGUGUUGCUGUGAUACCUGGUACAGACAGAGCUGUUAUUACCCUACCCAGCGAGCGGUCUAUACAAUUCAUCAAUACGACAAAGAUGACAAAGGACAACACAGUUAACGUCGGAUUUACAUGUUAUGGUAUUACUGCUGGACGUGACAGAAUUUACGUUGGUGGUACAGGUGGUACUAUCAAAACAUUAGACCCCAAUGGGACAAUUCUAAAAACGAUUCAACAAGGAUCUAAUAAUAUUUUCUUCAUAGCAUACGAUGAUAUUCAUGAUCAUUUGAUUGUUAGAUGUCAUGACAAACUCCUUUGUAUCAAAGUAGAUGGAACCCAAGUAUACAGCAAAGACGUUUCAGGUUUAGCAGGAGUAACACGCGAUAGGCGUGGUAACAUUUACUACGGUUGUUACUAUGCCAACAACAUACAGAGAAUAUCAUCAGAUGGGGAAAACUGUGAAGAAAUGCUGAACAAAGACAAUGGCAUUUACCGUCCGUAUGGAAUGUGUUUUAAUAACGACUUCACGAAACUGUUUGUAAUUAAAAACGAAGGUAAAUCUGUUCGUGUAUACAAAUGCAAGUAA